Molecule: messenger RNA, 881 nt
Organism: Triticum dicoccoides
Lineage: Eukaryota; Viridiplantae; Streptophyta; Magnoliopsida; Poales; Poaceae
Exons: 6
Coding region: 1-561 (186 amino acids)
Molecular function (GO): protein binding
Source: RefSeq, a predicted model, not a curated record
AUGGCCCUUGGCGUCCCGUUGGCGAGCUCGCCGUCGAGCGGCCGCUCCGGCACAUGGAGCCCCGCGGCGCUCGGCCUCACGAACGGUGCCGUAAACGGCGUCUCCACCGGCGUGGCUUCCAGCCACGACCUCAUUGGUGGUUGCACUCCUGAGGAAGACGAUGGAGCACUUGCUGAUAUCUUAAUAUUUCUCCAGUACAACAAGAUGGUAAAUGGUGUGACACCUCUUAUGGCUGCUAGAGAUGCUAACUCAACAGAAUGUAUCAAGCUCCUAGUUAAGGUUCAGGAGGAGCCCAUGCUUAAACGGGAAAUCGUGGCAUCAGAGCUUAUAUCACUAGGGAAUAUCUCUUUAAAGAAAAAAGAUUAUGCUAUCGCAGCAAAAUUGUACAGUCGGGCAAUGCAGCUUGAUCCUGAUGACGCAGUCUUGUUCUCAGACAGGAGCCUUUGUUGGCUUCACAUGGGCGACGGAAGAAAGGCUUUGCUAGAUGCUAAUAAAUGCAGAAAAAUGCGGCCUCACUGGCCAAAAGCUUGUCGCCAGCAGGGACUACGAGGGUGCAAGUGAACGGUUCUUGGAUGGACUCAAAUUGGACCCAGUGGACACUGACAUCGAGGAUGCAUUACGGGAAGCUAUGAAGUCCUUGAAGACGUCUCAGAGCACGAAAGCCAGGUGACUAUUUGGGUGUUGCAGGGGAGUCAGUUGAAGACUUGGAACGGCUCAGGAGUUUCUUCAUUUGCGCAAAGACUGGUUUCCUUUGUUAGAAAGUACAGCGGAGUGUCCGAUGGGAGUAUUACCAUUGCAUGUUUCCCUAAUAUCAGAUACUACAGCACAGUAGUACUGUAUCUGACAAUUUCUCUAUAUAGAACUGCAGUAUAUAUUUUUUU